This is a messenger RNA of Pseudopodoces humilis (Tibetan ground-tit), 5505 nucleotides long. It is a transcript of the gene ITPRIP, whose product is annotated as inositol 1,4,5-trisphosphate receptor interacting protein. Gene Ontology annotation, cellular component: membrane. The record is from RefSeq and is a predicted model, not a curated record. Gene Ontology annotation, molecular function: protein kinase inhibitor activity. Lineage: Eukaryota; Metazoa; Chordata; Aves; Passeriformes; Paridae.
GUGGUGGUAGCUGGAAAUGAGGGUGGUGCAUUCCUCCUCCCCAGCCCAUUUAUGCACAGCUGGGUAAUAUGUCUGUUGUCUGCCUGCAACCAGCUUGUUGAGUCUUCUCUUUCUGGUUGGGGGCCUUUGUUUCCUGUUGCAUAUAAAAUUUCUUCACUUCUCCAUCCUAAAAUAUUGUAGUUUAUCUUUUGCGGUUCUGUGUUUCACAUCUUCCUGUGUGCUUACACUUGCUUCCUGCCUCUUCUGUUUUCUGUUUCUCCCAUUAGCUCUGUAAACCCAACUCCCCAAGCAAGUAUUUCUACCUUACAAGCUGCUUACAGCAGCUAGAUGCCUUUUCUAGACAAACCAAUCCCAGACAAAACUGUCCCAGCCCUUGCACUUAUGCAGCUGCUCAUUUGACCCUAAUCCAUUUUAAAAGAAGAGCACUGGUGGGUGAGGAUGGAGUCAGAGGAGGGAGGUCCUUGCUUGCUGACACAUCUACAAAGCUGAGAGACCCACGGUGUGAUCUACACACUUUCCCAUGGGAGAAGCAGCAUUUCAACUCUUCCCUGAUCAGCUCAAACUGAUUAUUUCUGGUCUUUAGAGCUUUUAUGAUCAUUUUAUUAGACUUCCUGGCUGUGCUUCAGUGGCAGGUGACUGAAUUUAGUCUUCUCUGCAUCAGGGUGAUAGCAGUAAUGCAAAGUUUAAUGAGCACCUGCAAAGCUGUGUAGCAGGGAUGCCCGUGGGACUCUUCCGGGUGUGCCUACUGGUGAUUACAGCUAUUGUCAACCACCCGCUCUUCUUCCCUAAGGAGAAUGGCACCGUCCCCGAGAACACAGAAGAAAUCAUCCAGAAGAUGAAGGAGCGGGAGGAGAGCCUGCGGCUGGAGCAGUUGCGCUUGGAGCAGGAAAUCGCAGACCAGGAAGCCACACAGAAGGCUCUGGAAAAGGCUGCAGUGGUAGUGGAGGAAAGCAAAGAAGAAAAGGUCCGAUGGGAUAUGUGGACUGCCCUCUCCAUGGUCGUCUUCCUGCUGAUCGAGCUCUGGAGGCAGGAUUUCCAGGAAGGGAAUUGGCAGGACAUAGGAGGAGAAGAGGAUGACAUGGCAGUCCUAGGGAAGGCAUUUAAAGGAGUGGCCUUCCCUGACAAGGCUGUCCUGGCCAGCUUCUAUGAGAAGCGCAUCCUGGGUACCACCGGAGACAUGGCCAGGAUGCGGGAGAUGGUGGAAGGCUUUGCAGAUGACCUGCUGGAGGCCUUGAGGAGUGUUUGUAACCGGGAUGCUGACAUGGAAGUGGAAGAUUGCAUGGGUGUGGGGAGCAUGUAUGAGAAUUGGAGAGUGCGUAAACCCUUCGUCUGUGAUCUGAUAGUGCCUUUUGCCCCCCCAGAGCCUUACUGCUUUUGCUGCCAGACCUGGUGCUCUGGUGACUCUUUUCCCCCAGAUGAACAAGGUUAUGGCACUAUCAAGGUGUGCAGGGCAGAUGAGGAUGCGACGGGUUGUAUCUGUGACAAGACUAAAUUAGGGGAAGAUAUGCUGUGCCUCCUCCAUAGCCAGGUCAGUAGUACCAGGCCCAGCAGUGAGAUGGAAGACCUCCUGUGUUUCAAAAAUACUCAAUAUCUGGAUGCCAACCAAGUCAUGAAGUGGUUCCAGAUUGCCGUCACCAAGGCCUGGAACAGAAUCUCCCACAAAUACGAAUUUGACCUUUCCUUCAGCCUCCUGGACUCACCAGGAGCCCUGAAGAUAAAAUUUAAAUCGGGGAAAUCGAUUGCCUUCAACCUCACCCCUGUGGUGCAGUAUGAGAACUCUGAUGUUUACUUCAUCUCCCACUUUCCCCGGAGCAGCCUGGCAGCAGACACCCGCUCCAGCACCCACUGGUUUCUCACCUUUGCAGUGUAUGAAAGGAGGUUCAUCCAGCUGGUCUCCAAAACACUGCCUGCCAAUGCCUGCCACGUCAGCUGCCUUCAGAUCCUCUCCUUCCUCCAUGGGAAGCAAUGCAGCCUCACAGGUCCCAGCGGGCUCACCAACUACCACCUGAAGACAGUGCUGCUGCAUCUCCUGCAGGCACGUCCCAGUCAGGACUGGGCCCCAGAAAAGCUGGAGGUCCGCCUUCAGGACAUGCUGAAAUUCCUAGAGAAAUGUUUGCAUGAAAAGAAGCUUUAUCACUUCUUUAUUGGCAAUGGGAAGAUACCAGCAGAGCUGGGUUUCCCCAUCAUAUUUCAGAGGGCUGAGCCUCUCAACCUUUUCCGUCCCUUUGUACUACGCAGGGACAUUUACAGGAAGAUGGUGGACACGUUCCAUGAGAUGCUGAGGAACAUGUCUGCACUGAUAAAUGAGUACACAGUGCACAUUCCCCUUGCACACACCAAUGGGAUCCGUAAGGAACCCCUUUAACCAAAGCCAAACUCUAAGCACAAGUCCAGAGGCAACUUCUGAAGCCUCCUGGGGGCAUCUGACUUUGCCAAUAAGAGCUUCUUGUCUGGAGCUGAACCAGUCCUGGGCCAUGGUUCCUGCUGAAAGGAAGAGGCUAUGGGAGGAGAAUAAGGGGAAACUGGAAGAUGUGGUGUUGAAGUAGGUUUCUGUUCCAAUGCUGUGCUUGGUUUUAUGCAGCUAAGAAUAUAUUUUUUCUAUUGUGCCUCAGUCAUGCUACAGCAGCAAAUAUAAGUAAUUUAUUCAGAUGCCUGCAAUGCAAAUGGGGAUGGGGGUGUGAUGGUGGCCAAAUACUUAAUUUCCUUCAGAAGGGGGAGAUAAGAACAGGGUGGGGGAAUAAGGGACAGGAUCUUGGGAUCAAAGGAGCCUGUCUGCUUCCAGACAAUGGGAGUUCUUUCACCAGUGGGAAGUGCAACAAGUCUACAUGCUGGUGGGGAGAGGAGGAGGGUCAUGCACAAGAUCUGGACAGUAUGGAGUCUUAAAAAAAGCACAGCUUCAAAAGGGAACUGUAGUUAAAGAAGAAGAAGAAGAAAAAGUCUUCUUGAUUGGACUUGCAGCAGUAACUUAAAUGGCUUGUCCUGUCUUUCAGAAACACCCCUGCACAUUUUUUCUCCUGUGGGAGGAUGUAGCAGAGCAGAGUCUGUGUCUUCAGACCAUUUCAUUCAAGUCUUCCAUGGAAACAUGGCUAGUGGUUUAUAUUCCUGCCCAUUUUGUAUGGAUCAAUGAACAGGAACCUUUUUUACCUUAGAUAAAAGAAACACCACUAUUGGGUUCUGGCCUUUUGAGCUGUUUGUUAUCCUUACCUUGGGGCACUAAGGCAUGAGAACAGCCUAGUUCUCAAGGCAAAGCAAGCAAAAAGCAAAAAAAUUCUCAAAAAGCAAAGCAAGGCUUGAACUAUAUGAUCUUUGGAGGUCCCUUCCAGCCCAAACAAUUCUGAUUCUAUAACUGCUCUAAGUUUUGCUUUCAUAAAAGAAACAAUUCUCCAAAAUUAUCCUAUAAUGAAGCCAAUCUCAGAAGCCUGGUAGCAGGAGUGAACAAUCACCCUCCAAAUGAGUGUGACUCUCUGCACGUGGUUUUAAUUAGGCCAAGACCAGCAGGCAGGAGAAGGAAGGGAUGAAAAAGAUGCACAUGUAGUAGACCUGGGCAGUGCUGUUUGCAGCUGCCUUAUGAUCUGUGUUCCACAUAAGCAGGCAAAAGCUACUUUAUACAUUCUCCUCAAUCUUUUUAAAGACUGCUGCACUAGUAGACUGUAAUUUGCUGAGCUGGGAGUGCAAAGGAGGAGAGCUGCUGCAGGCUUUCAGACCAGGGGAAAAUCUUGAGGUAUGUGCUAAAAAAAAAACAACUGCAGAAAUGGAAAUGCCUGAAAUCCCACAGGAAGCAUAUUAGUGCUGUGCCAGCAGGCUGCCCAACCCCAGCAAGGUGGCUUUGCUGAAGGAGAGGACUCAGGAGAUCCUCACCCUCCUGAGGGGUCCAAGACAGGGACACUGUGUAAUUGCUUUAUGCUGGUCCCAGAAGCCUGGCCUCCAGUGCUAAGGGGCCUUUCCUACCAUUUUUUCACACUAGGAUUUCCUGCAAAGUUUUACACUAGGGUUCCCUUAAUCCUGUUUACAAGAGGGUGAUUGUUCUGUGAGGUAAAACCCAUCAGGGAUGCUUUUACUGUCACUCCAUAGGUCCUUUUUUAUCAAUCCUCUCUAUCACGUCAGAGAGAAGAUCCAAUCCUGUAUCACUGCUGGGGAGAGCAUAUAACAUGAAGCUUGUUACCCAGCCUUAUCCAGUUGAUAAGCAAACUCUCCAUAGACAUGUCCUCUCUUCCCUUUUCCUGGGAAAAAACUGUUUUACCACCUCAUUGGUGUCUGCUCUUCUCUGUCCUGCCACUGGUGUGGGACACUUCACACCCAAAGGCAGAGAAAGCUGUGACUCCUGUCUCCACAGCAGGUUUAUAAGAAAGCACAGAUGGUGAUGGAGCUAUGCUCAGAGUGCUGCUUCCCUUGGCUUUAAUUACCACAGGUAGUUAAGUAGGAUCUCUGAACAGAAAGUAAGGGGUAGGUAGGAAUGGAGGAGAAGAGGCUGGUGGGUAAUGCCAGUAGGAAAAAGUCUUGGAUCAUCAUUGCUUGCUUCAGCAUCCUUGGUGAUGAGUGCCUGGGAGACUGCCAGGAGAGCAACAGGGCGGGACUAAUUGCUGACGCUAACGAGUGCUGUAAAUCCCUGACUUUCCUUAGUACAGCCAAGAAGGCUUUCCCCAGUAGGAAAAAGAGCAGGAGCAAUCUCAGGGGCCAUGGCAAGCAGGUAGUGACAAGCAGAGGUACAGGGAGGGUGGGUCAGUACUGGAGCCAGAGGCUACAUCAGAAGCUGUGUAAGUCGUUUGCAAACCUAGGUGAUUUGCCAUUUUUACCUGCCCAGGUUUACUGCAAAGUGCCUGUAGCAAAUCCAGCUUUACGUGGAUUGCUGGCAGGCAGGUCACACUGGAGCAGUUGUGGUUGAAGUUGCUUCUAAAUGUGCUCCCAGCCCAGCCAGAGAGAAUUAGAAUUUCUCUGCCGUUUCCUGUCAGUAGUCUAAAUUUAGUCUGCAAAGAACAGAAACAAAUUUGUGACCUGGGUCUCUCAGGAAAUGACAUUCAGAGUUGAAAAAUAACUUUUAUAUAAGGUUGAGCAGGGGGAGCAUGAGAAGAAAAGACUGUUAAACAGAAUAAGGUAACUCCCCUAUUAAAAUGUCAGAACAAAGCUUUGCAAUACCAGUUGCAAUGGGGUUGUAAACGUGCCCAAACUCGUCCUUACACAGCCCCAAGCACUGCUGCUCAGACUCAAAGGGAACCUGAACUGAUAAGUGGAUUGAAUCUUUUGUUCUUUAUUUUCUGUACUUGUUUGCCUGUUCUCUCUUACACCCAAACUGACCCUGAAGUAUUCCCAUGGGAUUUAGUUGAACAGGAGUGUUGCCGCUGAAGAUGAAUAGAUCACACUGACACAGGUCGAGGUGUGGUAAAAAGAAGAGUUUAUUUUUCCUCCCGGGAUUUGUAGGCUUCUGACCAGGGCCAGGGAUUGGAUGGUCAGGAUAACACUUUCUCACUGCACUGGCCAUGAGAGAUGCCCAUCACAAGACGUGUAACA